This is a messenger RNA of Ctenopharyngodon idella (grass carp), 3979 nucleotides long. RefSeq names its product GTPase IMAP family member 8-like. The transcript is spliced from 3 exons. Bases 36 to 1868 code for a protein of 610 amino acids. Gene Ontology annotation, molecular function: GTP binding. Lineage: Eukaryota; Metazoa; Chordata; Actinopteri; Cypriniformes; Xenocyprididae. The record is from RefSeq and is a predicted model, not a curated record.
CGCUUUCAAAACCAAGACGUUGGUGAGACUGAGACAUGGCGCACAGUUCAGGUGUCACCAGAAAACAGAAGCUGAACUUGGUGCUGUGUGGAAGUGAUGAAACACUGAAGAACACCGUAUCAAAACUUAUAAGAGAGAAGAAACACGUGGAUCUUCAUGGACGUCUGAUCAGUCUGGUGGAGCUUCCAGCUCUCAAUCAGCUCUCAGAGGAGGAAGUGAUGCGUCAGACUCUCAACUGCGUGUCUCGCUGUGAUCCUGGAGUUCAUGUUUUCCUCUUUAUUGUUCCUGAUGCUCCACUCAAUAAUGAAGACAAAGUAGAAAUGGAGAAGAUCCAGAAGAUAUUCAGCUCAGUCAAGAAACACAUCAUGAUGCUCAUAAUCCAAGAGAAGAACAUGAUUAGUAAACUGAUUAGUAAAAUCAGUCUAUUUCAAUCUUCAGAUACUGAGACAGAGACAUCUCUUCACAAAUUUGGAGGUCAUCGUUUUUUUCUGAAGAACAUCUUACAGGUUCCAGAUCUACUGAAGGAUGUAGAGGAUAUGGUACAAGAGAACAAAGGAAGUUCCUACACAACAUUCAUGUACCUUCAGGAUCAAAUAGAGCUCGAGAGAAACAAACACAGAGCUGAAAUAGAGGAACUGAGAAGUGCAAUGGAAAAAACAAAAACAGCUGGUGAAACACAAAGUGAUGUUGAUGUCAGGAUUGUGCUGCUGGGAAAGACAGGUGUUGGGAAGAGUGCAACAGGAAACACCAUACUGAGAAGAAAAGGUUUUACAUCAAAAAUAGCUUCACGCUCAGUGACCAGAGAGUGUCAGAAAGAAAUAUCUGAGUUCAACAGAAGACAGAUCAGUGUAAUUGACACUCCAGGUCUGUUUGAUACUGGAGUUGAUAAUGAUGAGAUCAGGAAGGAGAUUGUGAAGUGCGUCUCAAUGGCGGCACCUGGACCACAUGUGUUUCUGCUGGUGCUUCAACUGGGACGAUUCACUCAAGAGGAGAAGGAUGCAGUGAAAAUGAUCCAGGAGACUUUUGGUGAUCAAUCCAGAAUGUACACUAUGGUGCUCUUCACCAAAGGAGAUGAACUUGAAGAAACAACAAUUCAAGAUUUUAUUGACGGCGAUGAUAGUUUAAGGAGCGUUGUCCAACAGUGUGGAAAGAGAUACCAUGUGUUCAAUAACAAAGAGACUGAAGAUAGAAAACAGGUUUCUGAGCUGCUGGAUAAGAUUGACUGUAUGGUGGCAGUAAAUGGAGGGAGUUUCUACACCAAUGAGAUGUUCCAGCAGGUGGAGAAGAACAUCAAAGAGGAACAAGAGAGAAUACUGAAAGAGAAAGAAGAAGAGAUCAAGAGAAAAGAAGAAGAGCUCAGAGCCAAAUAUGAAGCUGAAAUAGAACAAAUGAAGAAAGAAAACGAGAGAGAAAGACAAGAGAUGCAUAAUGAACUGAGAAAAAGUGAAGAGGAAUUCAAAAUGAAAGAAGAAGAGAUCAAGAAAGAAAAAGAUGAGAAUGUACGAAAAGAGCUGCAGAGAAAACUGGAGGAGCAGCAGAAACUGUUUGAAGAGGAGAAUAAAAGAAAAGAAAAGGCUUUAGGAGAACAACAACAGAACUUCAUAAAAUACGUGGAAGAAAAACAUGAGAAAGAAAAACAAAAACUCCUGGAAAAAAUUCAACUUGAAACUAGAGAACAAGCAGAGUGUGAAUAUAGUGAAAAACUCAAGAAAGAAAUAGAUAGAGCUUUGGAUGAAGCUGAAGCGAAACUACCAUACAGAUCAAAACGAGCUCGUGACUGGGGUUAUUUUCCUGUUCUUGGAGCAGCUGCUGGAGGAGUUGUUGGUACUGGUGAAGACAUUGCGUAUUGGAUUAAAAGCUUUUUCUAAAAGUUAAGCUUAAAAUCAAACUGGAGGGUGAGUUCAGGUAGAUUGAGACAAAUCAUCACACUAAAAUAUCAGUGUGCAUAAUGCCCCAGUUCUGUUUGUAUUAUUUUGGUUUUGUUUAAGUUUGAGUGUAGAAAUGUUUCAUUUUACUUUUACUUUUUUUUUUUAUAUAUUUAUUUCUUUAAAGAUUCCAGAUCUCUGGUUCUCAGUAAAAAAAUGAAUAUUACAUCUACAAUAAUCAAAAUUCUCAGAUAAUUCAUUUCCAAAUUAAACAAGAUUAUCUCCUUUAAAGGAUUAGUCCACUUUCAAAUAAAAUUUUCCUGAAAAAAAUUUCCUUUCAGAAGUGAACUAAUCCUUUAAUAUGAUGACAAGAACAGCAUAACAGACAUGACACUGGAUAAGAAAUAGUUCAUCCACAGUUUCUUAAAAAAAAUAUCAUGAAUAUUUAGUGUUAUUCAUUUUUAUCAGAUUUUCAUUAGAGUUUAUUAAUUGUGCUGUAGUUCAAUUUUCAGCUAGUUAUUACUGAACAAAUAUGCUUUGUAUAAUUAUGUGACAAGCAGGGCGGGGUGAGAGCCAUGAGGGAACGGCUCGAGGCCGGUGGCGUGAUUGCUAAGGAGUGUCACCUGCGCGCUGCACCGGACUCGUAUCUCUCACGGAAGAGCUCCGGAAGCAUAAAAGGAGGAGCAAUGACAGUGAAGGACGAGAGAGGACCAGGCCUAGACUUUAUGAUAUGUUUUAUUCCCCCGGUAUCACAGACAAUCUAGUCCCAGAAUAAAAUGCAUGUAUGAGCUAUUUAACUGAAAGCAGUGAUGAUACAUCUUAAAAUAUGUCAGUGUCAUUGUUUUGUCUCAAGAUGAACACCAGUAAUGUUUUUUAUCUAGUGUACAUUUAUAAAAGCUAUAAAUAUACUAAUUGAACUAAGCUCUAAUCCUGGUUUAGGCUAAUCCCUGUCUGUGAAACCGGGCCAUUAUGUAUGUGUGUGCGGCAGUCGUCCAUGAGGGACUGCCACCAUUUUACUUUCGUUUUGUGUUUAUUUUAUAGUUUUUUUUGUUUUUUUUUAGUUUAUUUAAGUGUGUUGCACAUUCACCAGUUCCCACCUCCUUCUUCCCUGAUCAACUAACCUUGCGUUACAUUGGUACCAAAACCCAGGAGGAAGGAGGGACAUUCUCUCUGAAAGCCCUGGUUGAGGGCAGCUGGCAGCGAGUCCCCCGUUCCCUGCUCCUCCCCAUCAUGGCGGACGGCAGCAGGCUUCUGCCCACUGUGAAUGGUGGUGACUCCUCCGUUCCCUCAAGGCUCUCGCCCCGCCCUGCUUGUCACAAAUUGAUAAAAUAAUUAUUUUAUUAUGAUUAUAACAUUAAUUUACAUAGGAACUUUGUGUAUUGAGUAAUGUCACUCUGGACUCUAUAUAAACAACAGCUGAUUAUAUAAUAUGGAAGUUAAGAGAAAAUAUUCAGUGGUUGAAAAAAAUUACUAUGCAUACAAAUGCAAAUCAAAUUAUAAAGAAUAUACCUGUAUAAAUAUGAGAGAGAGACAGAGAAAUAUGUAGCCAUACAAACUUUAAAAUAUUUAGAUAGACAUAUCAAGUAGUAGAAAAUGUAUAUGUAUCUUAGUUGAUUAUUAACCUACUCUUGACAGAGCGCUGGUUUUGUUUCUGAGAUGCACAGAGAUGCGACACAGAUGAUUUGUGACCUUGCUGUGCUUAUAUUGCAUGUUUAUUGUUUGAAAUAUAUCAAAAAUCAAAUAUAUCAAGAUAAAUCAAAUAUAUAGCCUACAGAAUAGUAGACCAUGUAUGAUGUAGUAUUUUAGUAUUUUAUUCUUGCAUGCUCUGAUUUCUGAGAGAUGCUUGGAGAGGCAACAGCAGCUUGAUUUGCGCUCAUUUUUAUUCAUAAAGUUGACACUCAUUCACAUCACACACUCAUUAUUAGAUGUUUAUGUGUAAUAUCACGCUAUGAUCCCAUGGCUCACCUGUUGUCCAGCAAACAAGGAUUGACUGUCUGCCUCAGAUGAAUAUUAUUCAGCAGAAUUAUUAGUUGUUCAUUUUGAAGCCAUUAUCCGUGGCUUUGCAUACAAGUUAUUCAGCUCUGUAACAAAACUAUAAAUGUAGUCAUCAGUGU